AUGGAUUAUAAGGAACAAAUCUAUGCACUUAAGCAACUACAAAAAAAGCAACUAGGUGAAGCCAGUAGUUCUGGUUCUUCUAAAAUCAUGGUCCAAAUAAAUGUUUUAUCGAACUGUUUAAGAUCACAACAAAAAGAUAUUGUUCAGUCCAUAGAUGAAUUGAAAAAUCUUUGUGACAUUCACGAUAAAGAUCAAGUGUGUCAGGUUAAUAAUAUGAAUAGGAAUUUUAAAAAUGCAAUAAGGGACUUGAUGGUAGCCAAUUCGGAUUAUCAACAUUCAAUACGCGAUAAUUCUGUUAAGCAGUAUAUGUGCCUAAAUCCAAAAGUAUCUGAAGCGGAAGCUUUGGAUUUUGUGGAAACUCUAAAUGGACAGCAUGUUUCAGUUAUAACAAUGAAAGGUCCUAAAUCAAACGUGGUUCAGACUUAUAAAGGGGUUUCAGCACGUUACAAAGAGUUAAAAGAGUUGGAAAAGUCCGCUGCGGAAUUGAAUCAUCUGGUUGACAGCUUACAUAAUAUUACCGUCACCCAAGACACGCAAUUUCAGGUUAUCAACGAAAAUCUAAAUAGAUCAUCCCUUGAUUUGGAAAGAGGAGAUGCAAAUGUUCUUUCCUCAAUAUCAAGAUCGAGGAAGUCAAAAUUAAUGGGAAGCUGGCUUUUUGUAAUUGUCGUUUUUAUUGCACUUUUAAUGAUAGGUUCUGUAGUCGGCGGACUUGUCAAAUGGAGUAUUUUAUAG
Messenger RNA from Brettanomyces bruxellensis, 732 nucleotides. RefSeq lists its product as uncharacterized. Lineage: Eukaryota; Fungi; Ascomycota; Pichiomycetes; Pichiales; Pichiaceae. Gene Ontology annotation, cellular component: membrane. The record is from RefSeq and is a predicted model, not a curated record. Gene Ontology annotation, biological process: vesicle-mediated transport. Bases 1 to 732 code for a protein of 243 amino acids. The transcript has a single exon.